Messenger RNA from Paramecium sonneborni, 1005 nucleotides. The record is from the annotation of a GenBank genome assembly. NCBI's taxonomy places the organism in Eukaryota, Ciliophora, Oligohymenophorea, Peniculida, Parameciidae.
UUAACUAAAUAUUUGGAAGAUGUCUGGUAAAUCAUAAAAGUUUAUAGGAAGAGGAAUCAUAAUAUUCAGAACAUCCAGGAGGUUGGAUAGAAUGGUUUUGUGCACAUGAAGAUCACUAAUUUUUAUGUGAAGUUGAUGAUGAUUUUAUUCGUGAUCCUUUCAAUUAAAUUGGAAUCAAAGGAAAAUUUAAUUUCUUUAUGUAUUAUUGUCUACUAAUUCUAGUGAAGCUAUUAGUAUGAUUUUAUAGCCUACAUCACCAGAAGAUUAAGACUUAGAAGAUGAAAGGUUUUCUUAUAUUACAUCACAAAAGAUUUUUAGAAGUUUAUUAAGAGGCAUCUGACAUUUAUGGUUUACUCCAUGCUAGAUUCAUAUUUACAUCCAAAGGAUCUGCAAUCAUGCGUGAAAGAUUUUUAUAAGGAAAAUUUGGUCAUUGCCCUCGUAUUUAUUGCGAAAAGCAAAAUGUAAUACCUAUAGGACUUUGUGAAGAUCUUAAAACUGCCAGAAUCAAAGUAUUAUUUUAUACUAAUUAGGUUUUUUGCCCAAGAUGCGAAGAAGUUUACAUGCCAAAGAAGAAAUGUGCUGAUAUAGAUGGAGCAUAUUUUGGAAAAUCAUUUCCUCAAUUCUUGUUAAUGGUUAAUCAAUUUCAUAUUUUACUUAGACCUAUCCAGAUCUACAUCCAAAAUUUUAAUUAUUACCAGAUACUUAGAUUUAAGUGGAUUUUGAACCAACUUUGUUUGGAUUCAAAAUAGCAGGCAAAUAAGGUAGCAAAAUUAAGAAAUUUGAAUAAUCUUUCCUAUGUAAUCAUAGUAUUACUCAACCAAACAUAUAACCAAUUGAGUAAAAUAUACUCUAAUAGGAGUAAAAAUAAUAUAGGAUAUAAAAAUAAUAAUAAUAAGAAUAACUGAAUUAGGAACUAAAUCAACAAUCAUAGGAUUAAAAUAAAGAACAAAAAUAAAAGAAAAAGAACAAAAAAAAACAUAAACAGUGAAUUUAAAUCAAUUUGGG